AGAAUGAAUGGCGCAAAUCAGACUAUUGUGCUGGAAUUCUUUCUGCUAGGGCUUUCUAAGCAUCCCAAUGUUGAGAUUGUUCUCUUUGUGUUAUGCUUGGGGAUAUAUUUGGUCAUCUUACUAGGGAACUCCUCUCUCAUCACAUUGAGUAUUCUGGAUUCCAACCUUCAUACCCCCAUGUAUUUCUUCCUUAGUAACCUCUCCUUCAUGGACAUCUUUGGUACAUCCUCCUUUGUUCCCUUCAUGUUGGUCAAUUUCCUAUCAGUCAGAAAAACCAUAUCUUUCCCAGGAUGUGCAUUACAAAUGUACCUAACUCUUGCCCUGGGAACAACAGAGUGUGUGCUGCUGGCCAUGAUGGCUUUUGACCGGUAUGUGGCCAUCUGCAAUCCCCUGAGAUAUACAAUCAUCAUGAAUAUGAGAGUCUGUGUGCAGUUGGCAGCCCUGAGCUGGAUAGUUGGGAGUGUAAAUUCAUUACUGCAAACAAUCCUUGCUUUGAGGCUUUCCUUCUGUGGAAAUAAUAUUGAUCAUUUUUUUUGUGAAAUCCUGGCUGUCCUGAAACUGGCCUGUGUGGACAUUUCCUUCAAUGCUUUUGUCAUAAUGGUAGCAGCUGCACUGGUCACAUUGACUCCAGGGCUGUUCAUUCUCAUCUCAUAUGUGUUUAUCCUUGCCACCAUUCUGAGACUCAACUCAGCUGAAGGAAGGAAGAAAGCCUUCUCCACCUGUUCAGCACACCUGGCUGUGGUCAUCAUAUUUUUUGGAACUAUACUCUUCAUGUACUUGAAACCCAAGGCAAAGGAUCCAGAUUCAGACAAACUGAUUGCUUUAUUCUAUGGUGCAGUGACAUCCAUGUUGAAUCCCAUUAUCUACAGUCUGAGAAACAAGGAGGUGAAGGCAGCAGUGAAAAAGGCUAAGCCAAUGUGAAUGGAAGCAGCUCUUCCAGACAACUACAAAUGCUUUUAUUUUAUCUUGAAGAUUGCAGUAGCUGUCUCUG
This is a messenger RNA of Vombatus ursinus (common wombat), 991 nucleotides long. Its product is annotated as olfactory receptor 13C2-like. Gene Ontology annotation, cellular component: membrane. Gene Ontology annotation, molecular function: olfactory receptor activity; G protein-coupled receptor activity. The transcript is spliced from 2 exons. Bases 4 to 921 code for a protein of 305 amino acids. Gene Ontology annotation, biological process: G protein-coupled receptor signaling pathway. Lineage: Eukaryota; Metazoa; Chordata; Mammalia; Diprotodontia; Vombatidae. The record is from RefSeq and is a predicted model, not a curated record.